AUGAUAAUUGACAACAAUCCAAUGCGAAUCGAAAAUUUACCUGAUGAACUAUUUCUAUAUAUAUUUUCUUUUAUCGAACCUAAAGAUCUUCUUGAAGGAUGGUAUAAUUUGAAUUAUCAUAUUAAUAUGAUUUUACGUUCAGUCGACAUUCGUAUCAGCAUCAAAAAUAAUGAUAAAUUCAAUGACUCUCUUCCUUAUUUUAAGCAUUUUUGUUCGCAAAUUACACAUCUAAAAGAUGAACGUUUCUUUCCGAAUACUCAAAUUGAUCUACGUUCAUUAAUUAAUAUUCGAUUUCUCUACUUAACUCAUUGCUCAAAAGAACAAUACCAACAUAUUAAUCCCGAUAAUCAAUCUUAUUUGACUCAUUUUUUUUCUUCAUCUUUACCAUGGUCAUUUUAUCAACGAAUUCUCUUUGAACAAGCACGUUUUCCUUAUCUUAUAUCAGUUGGUUGUCCAAGAGGUGCUUCCAUUUAUUUACUGAACGCUACACAUUCUAUAAACAGAACAAUUCGUCAUCUUCAUUUACAUUCGGCAUCAGAUGAAAUCAUCUAUAAAUUUGUUCAAUAUCUUCCUUCUAUUAUUUCAUUAACCAUUGAUUAUUUAUAUACAAAUAGUUCAUCUUCUCCUCUAUUAUCCACACAUUCUCGUAUUCGUCGUCUAAAUAUUGUCAAUGCUUUAUUAUCUCAAUUCCAUUUGGAGCAGCUUCUUUUAUCUGUCGGAUUUCCUGAUCUUACCUAUCUUUGUAUAACAUUCGAUACUUGCGAUUUUCAACAGUUAGCUUAUACUCUUACAAUAUUCUCGUGCCUUAAACACUUUAAUCUUACAGUUAAUACGUAUCCCUCUGAUUUCAACUUGAUCGUAACUCGUCUUAUGAGUCCUUGGUUUCUAUCGCUCAACUACGAACACAUCAUCGAUAGAUAUAAUCAAAAACAGACUGUUCUAAUCAACAUUAUUCGAACAUAA
This is a messenger RNA of Adineta steineri, 963 nucleotides long. NCBI's taxonomy places the organism in Eukaryota, Metazoa, Rotifera, Eurotatoria, Adinetida, Adinetidae. The record is from the annotation of a GenBank genome assembly.